AUGCCUACUCCCACUCAGCAGAAGGCUCUUUUUCUCCUAGAGAAGCAGGGUCAGUUUGCCGUCCGCGAUCGUAACGUCCCUACUCCGAACCGGGGAGAGCUCCUCAUCAAGAAUGAGUCUGUUGGCCUCAAUCCGAUCGACUGGAAGAUCCAGCAAUACGGCAUGUUCCUCGAUACUUAUCCCGCCAUCAUAGGGGCGGAAGGCGCUGGAACGAUUGAAGCCGUGGGGGAGGGAGUCACCGAAUUCAAGAAGGGCGAUCAGGUGUUGUACAAAGCGGUCCCCGUGAUCAAUAACAGGGCAGCGUACCAGCAGUACACGCUGACCGACCCAACAUCAGUCGUGAAGCUUGGCGAGGGAAUUUCCUUGGAUGCGGCGGCAACCCUCCCGACUGCGCUUGUGACCGCUUCUGUCGGCCUGUACAGCCAACCUGGUGGUGGCCAGUACGUGCCACCGUGGGCCGAGGGUGGAAAGGGCAAGUACGCUAGCCAGCCGCUCGUGAUCAUUGGCGGUGCAACCGUCGUUGGCUCCGCAGCCAUCCAGCUUGGCAAGCUCUCCGGCUUCUCGCCCAUUGUCACGACUGCCUCGCUUAAGAACGCCGCCCUCCUUCGGUCUUACGGCGCGACGCACGUCCUCGACCGCAACCUCUCUGCGGAUGCUUUGCGUGCGGAGGUCAAGAAGAUCAUCGGUGGCUCCCCUUCCUUCGUCUAUGAUGCCGUCUCGCUUCCGGAGACACAGGCUGCUGCAUACGGGCUCCUUGCGCCCGGCGGCAGGCUGCUCGUCAUCCUUCCCGAGACCGUGAAGGAGACGACGGAGAGCCGGACGGUCACGACGAUGUCAGCCGGCGUCCGCCUUCAGCAGGACCCUCAGUUUGGGGUGGACCUGUUCAAAGUGAUCCCGAUCCUGCUUAGAUCGGGUGAAAUCAAGCCGCUCAACGUAGAGGUAAUUCCUGGAGGCUUGGUGGGGAUUGUCUCUGGCCUAGAGAAGUUGAAGAACAACCAAGUCAGCGCGGCUAAGCUUAUUGUCCACCCUCAGGAGACCGCGUGA
Dichomitus squalens LYAD-421 SS1 is the source of this 1044-nucleotide messenger RNA. Its product is annotated as GroES-like protein. NCBI's taxonomy places the organism in Eukaryota, Fungi, Basidiomycota, Agaricomycetes, Polyporales, Polyporaceae. The coding region runs from base 1 to 1044 and encodes 347 amino acids. The transcript is spliced from 4 exons. Gene Ontology annotation, molecular function: oxidoreductase activity, acting on NAD(P)H. The record is from RefSeq and is a predicted model, not a curated record.